AUGAAAAUAAUGAGAUAUACCAUACCAACUUUGUUGGCACUGUGCCAUGACACAGGUGUGCACUGCAAGUGGACCAGUGAAGCAAGACACUGUGAGUUUCCCUUUGUGACGAUGCUCUUGAUGAUAUUUCCCAAAGAUGCAAAUAUUCGGUUGGGUUGCUGGUGUGAACUGGGUUCCAGCAGAAAAGUGCGUCCUGUUGGAAGCAUGAAGCCUAUCCUUUCAGAAAACCCGAGAAAUCAACCGACUAGAGAGUCAGCCAGGUCAUCGCGACCGAACAAAAUUCCAGUAUCGAAAGCCUCCAAGAAUCGCCAGACUCGUAUCAGCAAAAAUCCCACUGAGCCUGUGUUCUCCACGAAUGAUGUAGGGUUUGCUCAAUUUCUGAAAAAGCACACUUCCCCAAAACACCAGCGAGUCACGGCUGGGGGAAGAAUCGUUCCAAUGGAGCCACCAAGGCCACCCCGUCUUGGUGGCUCAUCGCCUGCACAGAUGGCUGCAAUAAAUGACAACGAAUCGAUUGUUCCACAUGUCUUUGUUGGUGAUCAACUUGUGACUGGUGGCCGCAACAGAACAACGCAACAGAAAUUCAUCAUUCGUUCCACGGAGUCCGAUAAUAACCUGCGGGAGCAGUUGGCAUGGCCUCUGCCGGUAAACGCAUCCCAGUUCGCAACUCCCGUCGAUUCACGGGAUUUGAAUGUUUCCCAAACAAUGGGAUCAGACAUUCCAUAUGAUGAAUGGAUUGAGCACCAACCGCUAGACGAAGUCGAACCAGAGUUCAUUCAGCAUACUCCAAAUGCAGUGCAGCGCCAUGAGCCUACCCACCAAGCUGAGGAGCGCCGGGGAGGAUGGAUUUUUAUCGAGACUCAGAUUAACUACGAAGAAGCUGCAAUUGGGCAGAUUGUGUCGUUCAUGUCCCCGUUUGAUCUUUUCCCGGGUGACGACUAUUAUGUUCGAUAUGUAAAACUGGCGUGGAUGUGCGGCCCUGAUGCCAUGAUUGAGGCAAAGACACGACUGAAUAACAAACUCCGGAAUCAUGAAAGAUAUCUGGAGGAGGUCAACGAAGUUAUCGCGUUGGACCCCCAUAUUUCACCUGGCGAUCCUUGUUAUAAUUUGCGUGUUUACAACAUCAACGAACGGGCAAGAGUACUCAACGCUCUUGAUCAAUAUGAUGACCUCAUGGGCUGUGAAGGGGCAGCUGGCAUGAACAAUCCCAAUGAUCCAGGAGGUAUUGCCAUCCAGCCAGCCCAUCCGAAUCCCGCCCACAUGCACUUACGACCCGGAAGAACGAUCGAUAGUGGUUCAUAUGAUAAACUAUCGACUGAUGGCACCAGUGAGAUUGAGCGUGCUAGCAACAAUCGUGGAAUCGAUAUUAUUGACCCCGACACCGGUCAUCCAAUCCUAUUCCAGAGACAACCAUUAACAACAGCAAACAACAACCGCAAUGGUACAGGCCGCACGAACGGGAACAACCCAAAUCGUGAUAACAUGCAGAUUGAUGGAAGCUCAGAGUUGUUGAUUCGUGAUGAUGUAAAUGGAAAUCGCAACAGAAACAGAAGAAACUCACUCUUCGAUCACACUCAGGUUGAUAGAAGAUCGGAGUUAUUUCAUGAUGGGAAUGGGAUAAUCGGCAAUUUGCCUAUAGGAAGCAAUGACCCGCUCUUUGACGGCAAUAGCCGAUUGGACGGUCUCUUUCCUCUUGGGAUGGGUUCUGAUGCGGAAAACAAUGGAACCAUAUCAUGGAACCCUCAGGAGACCUGGACAAAACGUCGUCCGAGAAACGAAAGUCGCAUCAGCAGAACCCUCCCUCGGAACUUCGGUCGAAACAUCGCCGAUUUGAGACCGGCACUGCAUUCCAUUACUGAACUCGACCACGAGCACGCCAUCGAACUAACUAGCACAGUUGCAAAUAAUGGGAAUACAUCAAACCUCGCGUUUAGUGUAAAUGAGGGUGAAGUGAACCACGGUACAACCCAUAACGGGCUUCGUUAUCUUCAGAAUGAAUGCCCUGUCGCAUCAGUUUCGAGCAGUUCAGAGGAUGAGCAACAGACGAUGAGAGAUUCUAGUCCCGGACCUGGACUUAAUGAAGAGGUGCUCUCAGAGCUUUCCUUUGAUCGGCAGCACAGAGGUACUGAGAUGGUGGAUUACCAGGUGUCUGUCAUUCCACCCGACUUUUUCGAUGUGUCUGUCGUAAACGUGGAGGGUGAUCGGGAAGUGGAAGCAUCUGAUGGAAGGAGAGGAUGCCACUCAGCCGAACAAUUAGAGGAUUCUAUGCAUCACAGCCGCAGUGGAAACUUCACCUUGACAAUGAACAGCCUCGGAGCGGAUUACCCAGACGACAUGUCGGAUACACCUUUGUUGUCUCAGAAUAGCCCAUAUGGCAGGUAUAGCCCUUUGUCCCGGAAUAGCCCGAGCAGGGUGAUCUCCAGGUCAAGUGCCCGUCGUAGACACUAUGUACCUGUGGGUGGUUCCAGCAGCCCUGGGUCUCGUAUGAUCACAUCAAGUCUGAAUGCCCGCCGAAGACAUGACGCACGUGAAAAUAUCCGAAACGCUCGUUGCUCGCUCACAAAUUCAUCGAGAUUGAUUGAUGACUUGAGAGACGAAGUACCCGCAACAACUGCUCUGGGUUUCGACGCGCCAGACAGUCAGCAAAACGCCAAUUAUUUGCCUGUGUAUUCGAUGCAGUUGAUUGAUGCUAGUGUCCGACAUACUGCGCCUGCUAUUGUGAACACCAGCAGAAUCAAUGUGCAUGCUCUCCUUUGA
Penicillium hordei is the source of this 2757-nucleotide messenger RNA. RefSeq lists its product as uncharacterized. The record is from RefSeq and is a predicted model, not a curated record. NCBI's taxonomy places the organism in Eukaryota, Fungi, Ascomycota, Eurotiomycetes, Eurotiales, Aspergillaceae. Bases 1 to 2757 code for a protein of 918 amino acids. The transcript is spliced from 4 exons.